Messenger RNA from Epinephelus lanceolatus (giant grouper), 2099 nucleotides. RefSeq names its product GTPase IMAP family member 9-like. NCBI's taxonomy places the organism in Eukaryota, Metazoa, Chordata, Actinopteri, Perciformes, Serranidae. The record is from RefSeq and is a predicted model, not a curated record. Gene Ontology annotation, molecular function: GTP binding.
CAAAACCAGCUCAGCAUUGUGCUAUCUGACAGUUGGGUGUGCUCUGAUGGUUGUUCUAUAAAGAAUGCCUCCACCUGCAAACAUAUCAGACAGCUGAGGAAACACUUAUUGUACAGGUUUCUGACAGAGAUUACUCUGCUCUUAGAGAUGUUGGAGGGAAAAGCUUGGAUCCCAGGUUUCACCCUGCUUGUGCUGCUCACAUUAUGUGGUGAAACUGCUCACUGCCAAAAUCAACACAAAGGUUCAACACAUCUGACAAACCUGAGACUCAUUCUGGUUGGAAAAACUGGAUCAGGAAAGAGUGCUUCUGGAAACACCAUCCUGGGGAGAGAAGAUGCCUUUAAAGAGGAAGUCUCACCUGAGUCUGUGACUCAAAACUGUCACAGAGAAGAGCUAAGCGAUCAUGACAGGAACAUCGUUGUCAUCGACAGCCCAGGACUGUUUGACACAAACAAAACACAAAAAGAAGUCAAACUGAAAAUUGAGGAGUGCGUUAAGCAGUCAGUUCCUGGACCUCACGCUUUUCUGUUAGUGAUCAGUCUGAAGUCAAGAUUCACUGAUGAGGAGAAGGCAGCUGUGAAGUGGAUCCAGGAUAAUUAUGGCAAAGAUUCUUCCAUGUAUACCAUAGUCCUGUUUACACAUGCGGACUUGCUAGAGGGUAAAUCUGUGGAUGACUAUUUGGCAGAGAGCAAACAUCUACAAAGACUGAUAAACGAGUGUGGAGGACGAUACCAUUCACUCAUCAAUGACCAGAGAGAAAGCAGAAGCCAGGUCAGAGAACUUCUAGGUAAGAUAGAGAGAAUGGUGAAGUCCAAUGGAGGAAAACACUACACCAAUGAGAUGUACCAGGAAGCUCAGAGGAAACUUGAGGAGGAGAGGAGAAAGAUGGAGGAGGAGAGAGAGCGAAGAAAGAGGGAAGAGGAAGAGAGGAUCAGAGAGGACGAGAAGAUGAGGAAUUGGUGUAAAAUGGUGGGUUAUGGUUCAGUGGGACUUUUGGCAGCAGGAGCAGCUGCCACCUCAUAUCCUCUCAUGAUAAUAGGUGGACUACUUGGAUUAACUCAAGGUUAUAACUGCACAAUAGAUAUGUUCAUGUAGUUGUGGGACCUGUGACAAAAAUAAAUAUGGAGGAGGCAUUAGAAAAUGGCUAAGCCUAUGAAAUCCGUUAACUAAAUCUUUAAGGCAUACUAUGUAGUAUUUACCACUGUUGUAAACACAACAUUCAGACAAGCUAGAGGGCGAAUCAAAAGAGGGAGUAGUAUUGACAAAAACAAAGCCAUGAACCAGAAACAUGAAAUGCUCUUUUCUGAUUGUUUCAUGGCGAUCUGCUCCAAAGCACAAAUGAACACAUCGACACCUCAUGCACAACCCUGCACAAAGGUGCUGUGUGGAUUUUGUGUGAAUUCGGCUGAAGCGCAAGUGUGACCUGGUAGCUACAUUUUUACAGAGUCUACAUGCUGCUGUUGGCUGGGGGCUACACGGCACUGCACAAAGCUUGACACCCAGAAAUGUCUUGAACAAACCAAAAUGAGAAAAAAAUGUGAAAAUACAGGCAGAGGGCGGGUUCUCCACAUAUACACACUGCUAGCAUGGGCCGAUUAUGAGUCCAUGGGCCCCUGGGCACACAUAUCCAAAGGACAUCACCACCUCUCCUACACAGGAGCAAGGCACACAGAUUUCUGGGGUACAUUUGUGUGUCUUUGAAGUCAUUAUGCAUCUUUUGUGGGUUUGUGUCUCUUUGUAGUCAUGUUGAGUAUCCUUAGAAUUGUUUUGUGUUUCUUGGAGGUAAAUUUGAGUCUCUUCCUGGUUGAUAUGUGUUAAUUUGACAUAUUAGGCUGGGGGUGGACCCUGACAGUUUGGGCCUCUGGGCCUUUGCCUGGUAGGCCUGUUCAGUAAUCUAUUCAUGACUGCUGGUGGAUUAUAAGUGAUGGUUGAGAGGGAAUACCUUUGUGUAAGUCUAUAUAUUGUGUUCUUGUUUUUUUUAGGAAAAUCCUGCAUGGUAUGCCGUUAAUAUAACAGUGGGAAUUGGGAACUUGUUACUCACUUAUGUUUCUUGGUGUGAUUGUGUGGGCUAAAAAAAUCUCAAUAAAGUCUUAAGUUCA